UUAAGUUUCGUGGUACAACAUAGUUUGUGUAAACAAUAUUCGAAACACUUUUUAUGAAAAAACGCAGUGUAACAUAAGCUUAUAAGUGGUCAACUAAAGAUAACAGGGCAAUAGAAUAGAUUUCCCAAUUGAUGGUAUGGCUACCAACUGCUCCCAUUUGCGACAACGCCAGUUUCUGCGGUAUGGCGGUAGCUUGCAGGAGCUACGUGAACAGCUACAUCAGGAAAUUGAAAACAAGGCAAAGUGUUGUUCUAAUCCAACUCAUGCUUGCUCACUACCGCGUGUAGACGACAGCGAGUAUUGUAUGCGUCACAUUUUACGUGAUCCGCGUGGACAUUUCCGCCAAUGCAGCUAUAUCUAUAGAAAUGGACGAAAAUGCCAGAAUGCGUUACAGAAGCAUGACCUUAAAAAAGAUCCAGCCUUGACGACUCUUUGCUUUGAACACAAUCGUCAAGCGCAGCUACAAAAAACACAUACUUCUGUGGGCAAGUUAAAGCGCACAGAUACAAAUGAAGCAUUGUUGAAUAGUUUGGCACAUCACAUUAAAGUGGAAGGUACUCGUAGGGAGGAAGAUGCUAGUGAACAGGAAGAGGAAAUUGACGUAGUGUCACCGCAUAUAACGCCCUUUGUCGCUCACGAACAGAUAAAUAGCCUGGAAUCAAUAGUAUCCACGAUACACAAGAGACGACGCAUUUUGGAUUACGCUUCAGACAGCUCAAGCGGCAAUGAUAGUCUACCCAACAUUAACAACACGCUACGUGGUUAUGAAUUCCAAGAAUCUGACGAUGACAGCAUAGAUUCACAGGGUGAAGAUGCACUCAAACACGCUGGCAUUUACACGCGUGAAGAGGCAAUACGUAUCUCGGAAGCAAAACUUACAAAAUUACAGGGUCUAUAUAUUGACCAAAUAAAUCACUUGCAUCAUAUACUCAAAGAACGUCGUCGACGUUAUUUAAUCGCCUUACGCAAGGAACGUGAAAUGCUUUGUAGUAUCCACGAUCAGCUAAAGGACUCGCCGAAGGAACGUGUGCUAUACAAACAGCUGAAGGCACUAAAUACUUAUCAUCGUCGAUAUGGCGUUGAAGCAGUACUCUAUAAGAAAUUUAAAGAAAAACGAUCUCGCUCAUCCGAUGGCUAUGGACACAAAGCUACAAAUUUUAACAAAUGUGCCUUCACUGAAGGUGGUGUAAAGUGUGGUGAACGAGCAAUGCCUUGUUGCAAAUUUUGCCGCAAACAUAUUUUGGAUGAUAAAAAGCAAAUACUUUUCCGUGCCUGUGAAGUGGAGAAAAGCGGCGUUGUAUGUCAGGAACCAGUGCCGUGCAUCUUUGAAGAUUCCGCAAAGUGUGUCUUGCAUUCGACCAUACCGACGCGACAUCAAUAUAUUCAGAAGAAAUACGAAUCGGAAACUGAAGAGGAUGAUGAUGUGAAGCAGGUGUGUUGUGAUGACAAAACACCAGUGGUAGAGAUUGCAAAAUCUGAGAGUGAACCUACUGCAUCGCCGGGUAGGAAUAUCACAAUCUCGCAUGAUAGUGACGGCACUGCUGCAGCAUCAAAAACGCGUAAAUAGAUUACUACGCGUAAGGAUACAUUACUACAAAAAACAA
Molecule: messenger RNA, 1604 nt
Organism: Anastrepha obliqua
Lineage: Eukaryota; Metazoa; Arthropoda; Insecta; Diptera; Tephritidae
Product: KAT8 regulatory NSL complex subunit 2-like
Exons: 5
Coding region: 137-1567 (476 amino acids)
Cellular component (GO): NSL complex
Source: RefSeq, a predicted model, not a curated record